Molecule: messenger RNA, 1572 nt
Organism: Penicillium roqueforti
Lineage: Eukaryota; Fungi; Ascomycota; Eurotiomycetes; Eurotiales; Aspergillaceae
Product: MFS transporter
Exons: 3
Coding region: 1-1572 (523 amino acids)
Biological process (GO): transmembrane transport
Cellular component (GO): membrane
Molecular function (GO): transmembrane transporter activity
Source: RefSeq, a predicted model, not a curated record
AUGCAUACUCUUCAAAAAGAGUCCAGUUCAAACCAACCAACCCUGAACGAAGGAGACAGCGUCAGAAACCUAACACAUGACCUCGAAAAACAGCCAACGAGGCAAACCACCGAAACAUCAGCACCAACCACAGAAAUAUUCCCAGAAACAGACCUCAGCUGCGGAAUAGUAGGCUGGGACGGACAAGAUGACCUUAAUAACCCCCAAAACUUCCCGGCCAACAAAAAAUGGACCUUGCUCGCCCUGAUCAGUGCCAUGACUCUGAUCUCUCCGCUGGCCUCGAGCAUGUUCUCACCCGCCAUCUCAUACGUGGCAGCGGAGUUCGGAGAAACAAAUGAGACAAUCUUGUCUUUUAGUGUCAGCAUCUAUAUCCUCGGAUAUGCAUUCGGUCCCCUUCUACUCGCCCCUAUGAGCGAAGUCUACGGCCGCCGCGUCGUCCUCAGUGCUGCAAAUUGGUUUUUUGUGGUCUGGCAAAUCGGCUGCGCACGAGCAAACAGCAUCGAGACCCUCAUCGUCUGCCGUCUAUUCGCCGGAAUCGGAGGCUCGGGUUGUCUAACACUCGGUGCGGGUGUGAUCGCAGAUAUGUUCCCCCGGGAGCAACGCGGCAUGGCAACCGCCGUCUGGGCUAUGGGACCACUGAUUGGACCUGUGGUCGGGCCUAUCGCGGGUGGAUUCCUCGGACAGGAAGCUGGCUGGCGCUGGGUGUUUUGGCUAUUGCUUAUUGUGGGUGGUAUCGUGUCAUUGGGGGUUGAGUUUCUGAACAAAGAGACAUAUGCCGAAGUUCUUAUCCGCUGGAAGACCGAGAAACUCGUGAAGGAGACGGGCCGAAUGGAUUUGCGGAGUGCUUAUGACACAAAUAAGGAGCCCGUUACUUUGGGACAGACCAUGGUGCAGAGUUUCAAGAGGCCGGUUUUGCUGUUUGUCAAGUCGCCAAUUGUGUUCCUUCUGUGUCUUUAUAUGUCCUUCGUUUACGGCCUUCUCUACCUCUUCUUCACUACCAUCCCCAGCGUCUUCACUCAGAAAUACGGGUUCUCCGUUGGCCUAUCGGGACUUGCAUAUCUCGGCAUUGGCUUCGGUUUUAUCGGUGGCCUCGCAAUUAUCGCCUUCACAAACGACCGCAUGGUCAUGUCAGCUACAGCAAAGAACGGCGGCAAGUUCGAACCCGAGAUGCGUCUCCCAAUGAUGAUUAUCUUCGCCUGCAUCCUUCCAAUCAGCUUCUUCUGGUACGGCUGGACAGCCGACAAGCACGUAUUUUGGAUCGUGCCUAUCAUUGGCAUGUUCCCCUUCGGAGUCGGCAUGAUGGGCGUGUAUAUGCCUAUCCAGACAUAUAUCAUCGAUUGCUAUCCCAAAUAUGCAGCGUCCGCCAAUGCCACUUUGACGGCGACUCGCUCCCUGGUUGGAGCUCUGCUCCCGCUUGCUGGGCCGAAGAUGUUCGGUAAUCUGGGUCUUGGGUGGGGGAACUCGUUGCUUGGGUUCCUGGCAUUGGCAUUCAUCCCAGUCCCUAUUGUCUUCAUCAAGUAUGGCAAGGUGAUUCGGGAGAAGUGGCCUAUUGAUCUCGAUGGUAAAGAUUGA